Messenger RNA from Vitrella brassicaformis, 2277 nucleotides. The record is from the annotation of a GenBank genome assembly. NCBI's taxonomy places the organism in Eukaryota, Vitrellaceae.
CCGCGACUGGUCCAGGAGGUGCAUCUCCCUUCAAGAAACUUGGCUGGGAUACGUGUGCGUGUGUGUGUGUGUGUCUAGUUGUGGCGUCCAAACCACGGGAGCAUGCCGGUCAGCCGUCCGAAGAGUGACGGGCCCUCGCUACACACACAUACAUACACAAUGAAGACACAACGUGUGAAUGGGUGUCUAAGGUGUGUGGUGUGUGUGUGUUGUCCAUUCACCCGCUGUGCAUCUCCUGGUCAUCUUCGGGUGACCCCGACUCCGUGCCCGACGCACCUGCAGCGGCAGCCGCAGCAGCCCCACUACCGCUAGACGCAGCAGCGGCAGCCGCAGCAGGGGAAGCAGACGCAGGGGACGACGGCGCACCCGCCCUGAGCCACAUCACACACACACCAAGACACACACAUGCCAUAGUUGACCGCGAUGGCUCGAUCGUCACGCAUUCAGUGUUCGUGCUCACCUAUCGCCCUCCUCCCCCUCCCAGCCCUCCAUGCCCUCAUCCAGGCGGCGGCCCGCCAUGUUCGCCGGAGCAGAGGCAGCUGCCGCAGCAGAGGCAGCAGCGGCUGCCAUGGGCUUCUUGGGCGACUUCUUGCUGCUGUGGCUGCUGUGGUGGUGGUGCUUGGGGGGUGAGGGAGGGAAGAGGGGGACGGGGGGAGGCGCCAUUAUCUUGUCCGUGUCCAUGUCAAUGCCCAGAUCCAUCGACAGCGAUGAGUUGGGCUUGCGGGAACGCUUCGAACGACGGACGAAACGGCCAUCUGAGGGGAGAUGGACAGACACAGAACACAGAGCAUUCGGCUUUGGUAUGCAGUGUGUUGUGUGUGGUGGGGAGAUCGGUCAUGAUUGUUAACUGACCCUCUCCGUCUUGCGACACGAAGGCGCUGCCCAGUUGCUCCAGGUCCAGCUCACCCGCCCGCUUCCUGCCCUGCCUGUGGCGGGCCAACAACCUGACGCACAAACACAUGGAUGGACAUACGGAUGACACACGCCAAUUAGGCAACACAGCAAACGUGUGUGUGGGGGGGGGUCACUUGUUCCGCUCGCGGACGUCCUUGCGGCUCUCAUCCACACGCUCGGCGCGCAUGCCCCCUGACAGAUGGACGACACACACUACGAUGGAUGCAUGAAACAAACAGAAACCCACCGCUCUCCUUCCCCCCUCUCACCGUCAGGCGAUGGGCACAAGGGUGUGAUGCGGCGCGACGACGAGGGGCUCCAGGACGACAUCUGACCGUCAUCCUCCCUCUCACCGCCACCGCCACCGCGUCCGCAGGCCAUGCCCUGGGUGUGAUCCUGGGGGUCUCGUCGCUUGAGGUUCCCUGAUGGCGGGAGGAAUGCGCUGAUGCCGUACAGGCCGUACGAUGGGGGGGCGGGCACCUUCAACUCUAGCUGCAACCAGACAACGCACACACACACACACACACAGGGGCAGCGGUGAGGUGCACGAACAGAGGGAUGGCUGUGUGUGCGUGUGACCUCAGCGCCGGUGGGGUUAAUGCCGCAAAUCGCACACAACUGAUCGUACCUGGUAUGCACACAACAAGUUGGUUGGAAGCACCAUCUUCAGACCUCCUGGAUGCGUGUACACGUGCGUGUGUGCGCUCGUUUGCUCAGCUCACUCGUGGAAGAAGCCCUCGAGGUCCCGCAAAGUGGGCAGAUGGUGGCGCGUCGACGGGCCAAAGUACUCCUGUUCUCAACAAGGUGCCAACAACACAACACAACACAACACGUCAUGUGCCGCCGUCCCUCCCCUCUACACACAGUGUCCAAUUCCCACACACACACCCACCUGCACUUUCUCCGCCGUCAGCGACACGAUGCCCUGCUUGUCCAAAUUAGGACCGCACUCCACACCAUUAAGGAAGCGCUGCUUCACCACCUGCAGACACGACAACGACGCUUCAUGUCUGCCUGCGUCUCUCUCUCUCUCUCUCUCUCUCUCUGUGAGGCUGUGGUGUGGCAUACCUACCAAAAACCUGCCCCAGUAGAAGUUGUCGGUGAGUAGCAUCGAGAACUUCUCGCUCGACAAGAGCCGCUGGAAGAUUUCGAAGACCUCCCCCUGUGUGCGAUGCGAGAGCCGUCCCUUCCCGGAGCUGUGCGACAUGACCGACUGCACGAACUGCCUCGACUCCUCGACGUACUGUUGAGGAGAGAGGCCGCUCUGCUGAUUGCCAUUGGUGGGUGGGGGGAAGGCCGCAGAGGAAGAGCUGCUGGCCAUUGCUAUGCCUGUUCUUGAGCUGAAACAACCAAAAUAGACUCAGAGGGAAAGAUGGGAGGUGG